Molecule: messenger RNA, 2428 nt
Organism: Ceratitis capitata (Mediterranean fruit fly)
Lineage: Eukaryota; Metazoa; Arthropoda; Insecta; Diptera; Tephritidae
Gene: gudu
Product: armadillo repeat-containing protein gudu
Exons: 5
Coding region: 129-2282 (717 amino acids)
Molecular function (GO): protein binding
Source: RefSeq, a predicted model, not a curated record
AUAGUUUUACAUUGAGAGAUUCCGUCACAAAGCUUUAAAAAAGGAAAACUUUUAGUUCGAUAAAAAAAUAUACAUAUAUACAUAUUUCUUAGAUCCUUUCUACCGUCAGUUGUUCGCACGCAUCCAACAUGGAUGAAGAUGAAGAGCUCAUACACGUACAAUCGCUUCAAGAGACCACCCCCGAUGCAAUUGCACAAAACCUAAAAAAGAUCGAAGGUGUAAUGAAAACCCGGCAACAAGCACAAGAGAUGGGUGAUCGACAGGCGAAGGGGGACAAAGAUGACGAGAAAAAGAAGAAAAAAGAACGCCGUCGUGUGAACGAAUCAUGUGGCAGUUGCCCAGAACGUUUCUUCGGCGUCAAGAAAACCAUUGUGACACAAGACUCCGACUCCACUGAAGUGGAGUCCUCAACUGAAGAGGAGGAACGUUGGAAGGAUAUUGCGCGCACUGCCGAAAUACCCGCCGAAUAUUAUAAUAUACAGAAGUUGAUAAAAUACAUUAAGGCUGGCAAUCAAACGGCGACCAUUGUAUCGCUUUGCUGUCUACGUGACUAUGAUUUGCGCACGCAAAUCAAUCAAAUGGCCGUACAGGAUAUAGGCGGUUUGGAGGUGUUAGUCAAUAUACUCGAAUGUAAUGAUUCGCAUUGUCGUCUGGGCUCACUUUAUGUGCUCGCUGAAAUCUCAUUAAAUAUUGAUAUACGUAAGACGAUCGUAGAUUUAGGUGGCAUCCCUCUAGUUGUGGAUAUUUUGAAUUCGCUCUCGAAGGAACUGAAAACAAUGGCUGCCGACACAUUGGCUAAUGUGUGUAAGGUGCGUUUAGCUCGGAAAUAUGUGCGCACCUGCGGUGGUAUACCGAUGCUCGUGGAUAUGCUGGAUGUGGGUUUGCGUAUUCUACAAACACCACUCGAGGAACUAAACACUGCGGACUUGGAAUGUUUAUAUAUGGCGCGCGCCGGCGCUCGUGCCUUGUGGUCCUUGUCGCUUUCCCGUCACAAUAAGGAGCUCAUGCGUAAGAGUGGUAUUGUACCGUUAAUGGCUCGUUUGCUCAAGUCGUGUCAUACCGAUGUUGUUAUACCCAUUAUGGGCACCAUUCAGGAAUGCGCUUCGCAGCCGAAAUUCCAAUUGGCCAUCACCACUGAAGGUAUGAUCGCCGAUAUCGUUACCCACUUACAUUCAGACAGUUUGGAUUUGAAGACCGAAGGAAGUACUGCGAUUUACAAGUGUGCUUUUGAUCAAACAACACGUGACUUGGUGCGCUCCGCCGGUGGUCUAGAGCCACUGGUCGCCAUAAUCAAAGACAAAAAUGUACGUGAUAAUAAAAAGUUGAUGACCGGCGCCGCGGGAGCCAUUUGGAUGAGCGCCGUUUCAGAGGCGAAUGUCAAGAAAUUAGAUACACUACGACUGAUCAAUCACCUCGUACCACUGCUGAACGAUGACUCUGAUGAUGUUAUCACCAAUGUGGUGGGCGCAAUUUCAGAAUGUGUACGCUUUCAGAAUAAUCGUGAGGUUUUGCGUGGCGCAGGCGGUUUGCCAGCUUUGGUAGCACUCUUGAACUCCUCGCAUCCACCGCUGCUGGUGAACUUGGCUAAGGCGUUAAAGGAGUGCGCCGAAGACAUUGAAAGUAUGCGUAUAUUGGAAGAUUUAGAUGCGGUGCGCUUGAUUUGGUCACUACUAAAGAAUACCGAUAAGAAUGUACAAGCAUACGCCGCUUACGCCAUUUGCCCGUGCGUACGGAAUGCACGUGAGUCCGGUGAAUUGGUACGUAGUUUGGUGGGCGCUAUGGAGUUGGUAGUGGAUUUGCUCAAGUCCACCGAUACGCAGGUCUUGUCUGCCGUCUGUGCUGCCAUAGCCACCAUAGCGAAGGACACUACUAAUCUGGCAAUAUUGACGGACCUUAAGGUGAUCUACAAACUGGCAGAUUUAGUAAAUACUAACGAAGACUUGUUGCGUGAAAAUUUGGCUGCUGCCAUUGCGAGUUGUGCCACAUUUGGCAAUAACACCCAGGAAUUGGGUCGUCUGCGCACUGUAACGCCCAUCGUCAGUUACUUAACGAGCAAUGAUCCGGCCGUACAUCGCACCACAGCCAUGGCUCUGGAGAAAUUAUCAAUGGAUCCACAAAACUGCAUUAUUAUGCACCAGAGUGGCGUUGUGCCCUUUUUACUCGAGUGUGUGGGUUCAAUUAACAAAGACACUCAAUUGGCUGCAGCCGGCUGUCUGCGCAAUAUCCGCGAACUGGCUUUGCGUGCCGAGGAGUAUCUGUUGAAGAUCGAUGAGGAAUAUUAAGUGAUUUGACCUCGGAUUUGGGAGUUUUUGUGGAAAACGGAUGUCUCAUGGGCAAUUUUAAUUAUUUAUUAAGCUAUUUGCUACACUAAUCUGUGCCUUGUAAAAGAGACGAGAUCUUCGCGAAUAAAUGGCAAUAAUUUAAAUUA